Hydractinia symbiolongicarpus is the source of this 3134-nucleotide messenger RNA. RefSeq names its product mitogen-activated protein kinase kinase kinase 2-like. The coding region runs from base 356 to 2455 and encodes 699 amino acids. The record is from RefSeq and is a predicted model, not a curated record. Lineage: Eukaryota; Metazoa; Cnidaria; Hydrozoa; Anthoathecata; Hydractiniidae. Gene Ontology annotation, molecular function: ATP binding; protein binding; protein kinase activity. Gene Ontology annotation, biological process: protein phosphorylation. The transcript has 22 exons.
CAAUUUUUUGCAUUUAAAUCUCGCUGCCUCUCGCUUACAACUCUAGAAAAAAUUUGGCCGCCGGCUAAAGAAAAACGACGAACGUCAAGCAUGCGCACUAGGAUGACCAAAGCCAAAACAAACCAAACCGUAGCAAGAGAAGAAAGAGCAGUGACUUCUUUGUUGAAGAGUGAAAUAGAAACGAGUUCUUGGAAGUGUUUGAAGUCGCACAACAAAGUUGGCUUGGACAUCCUCCACCAUCAUCAUCAUCAUUAUCCUUUUUGACCUAACGCCAGUUUACCAUGCUAACACGGAUUGGACGGCAAACUGACAUUGCUGUAUAAAAAAAGUUAUUGUUGGAAAGAGAUGAAGCUGUAUGGUGAGUGGUAAAAGUUUAAAAAAUAUGCGCCGCAGAAAUGCGUCAACUGGCAAGCAGCUUUGCUCUAUGGAGGGAAAUGCUGACAUGCGAGUAAAGUUGGAGUACCAAGGAGAAAGACGGAUAAUACCAAUUGCAAGACCAGUUAUGAUCGAUCAGUUGCAGGGCAAAAUCAAAAACACUUUUGGUGAAGAUUUGGGUAUCAACUUUGAAAAUGGCGAGGUGUAUAUCCCCAUUAUGAAACAAUCAGAUCUUGAUAAAGCCAUUGCCUUGCUUGACCAAAGUCCUCACUUAACCAGUUUACGUUUGACACUCACCACCAAGACGAUCACAUCGGACUACACGAAGCGUUAUACUGAACUACGCACUUAUAACGAUUUUCAAAAUGGCUUUUUACCUGAUUACCAAUGCGAUCUCACGGUAGCUCCGGAUGAACGUGCUCCAAGAAAAUUAGACGAAAAUGAUGACUUGUUAAAUUUUAAAAUUCUCAGACCGUUGCCAGUAAGGUCCCGCUCAAAUCCAGAGGAAAUGCCAAGCUCCCCAGAUGAAGAACUAAUGCCGCCUAUUCGUUCUCAUUCAAUGUUUAUACCGCCACGAGAUGACGCCCUUUAUGGUCAUUCCCCUCCUCCUGGACAUCAUCCAGACAUCAAUUUAAUGCAUAACCAUCACGACAUACAUAAUGGUGGUGGUAUUUUUAUCCCAGAGGAUAACAACGACGUACCGGAAACGAGACAAAGUUUUCAUGAGUUUACCAGACCUGAAGCAGUGACCUAUGGUUUCGAUCCUUUGUCUCCGAGAGAGAACGAAAGACAAUAUGGCGAUCCUUUAACUCAAAUAAGACAUCAUCAACGAUUAAAAGAAAGUUUUGAUAGCCUACUUGGUUCAUCUUCACCUCAAUCUACCAGUCAGAUGUCUAUAGCGAGCGAGGAUCCGAAUUACUUCCGACAUCGCCACAACAUGAACGGCGAAAGAAGGCGUCCUUUAAGCGACUUGAUACCCGACACUGUUACACUGUUUGAAUAUGAUUCCGACGGAAGCAACAGUAUGAAAUCCGAACCUUAUCCGAAACCGAAAGUGCGUCACAAAUCAGAUUGGAAUUUAAACCGAGAUUCUGUUGAUAGCGGUGGAUCGUAUCGGUGGAUGGACCAUUACACGAAUUCCUUUAUCCCGAUCAAAAGGACUACUUCGUCCUCAAGUACUGGACAGAGUAGCAACAGUAGUGGAUUGGUACCCGAUUACGACGGUAGCCGAGUCGACCGUGAUCUUACAGAUCGUAUACAUAAACUAGCUGUAAACACAGACAUCAACUUUAGAUGGAAACAAUUGAGACUACUCGGUGCCGGUGCUUUCGGAACUGUUUAUCUUUGCGUAGAUUUGGAUACUGGCAAAGAGAUGGCGAUGAAAUGCGUUGAAACGGGCGCCAUCAACACAGCAACCCUGAAGGAAGUCGAAGUUCUACAGCGUGAAAUACAAUUGUACAAAACAUUAAAACACGAACGUAUCGUUUCCUAUUUUGGAACGUGGCAGGAUAAUCGAUCUAUUUCGAUAUUUAUGGAAUAUAUGGUUGGGGGUUCUAUCCACGAUAAGAUCUCGAAAAUCGGAGCAUUCUCUGAAGCAGAGGUUAGCAAAUAUUCCCGCCAGAUACUUGAGGGACUCGCUUACCUACACAGCAAAAAUAUAAUCCAUCGAGACAUCAAAGGAGCAAAUAUUCUGUUAGACAAAUCCGACAACUGUAAACUAGCUGAUUUUGGUGCAUCGAGACAAAUACAAACAAUUCGAUCAAAAACUGGUUGCAAAUCUGUACACGGUACGCCAUAUUGGAUGAGUCCAGAAGUAAUUAACGGCGAAGGUUACGGUCGAAAAGCCGAUAUAUGGUCGCUAGGGUGUACAGCAGUGGAAAUGCUUACAACCAAACCUCCUUGGUACCAAUUUGAACCAAUGGCUGCUCUGUUUAAGAUUGCUACGCAACCGACGCAUCCGCACACGCCGGCUGACGUAACGACGUCGUGUUCUCAGUUUGUUGAGAUUUGCUUUUGCAGGGAUCCAGUCACAAGACCUGGAGCUAGCGAGCUUUUACAUUAUCCCUUCAUCAGGAGGUAAGAAAACGUUUUCGUAAAACCAAACUUAUUAUCCUGUAUGAUAAAUCCAAGCAGACGUAGUUCAUCUUCGACUUACCCAUCCGUCGUACUUUUCCCGAUAUCGUUCACCCCAAGUAAGCCAUCAUAACGAAAACCGAAUUAAAAAAACCAAAGAAGACAUUGCUAAAAGCAUAAACUGGUUUGUUUAAAUGGGAUAUCAAGGAAACUUGUGUCGAUGUUGAUUUUUGUUUAUAAGCAUAAAUGGCGGAUUGACAUGAUUCACAAAACAUCCGACGCUUCAACGAGACUGAAUCUCAACUGUUUCUAUUCUGUAGAAUAGUCUUUAAUGUGAUAAUUCCAUAUUUUUAUAAUGAAAAUAGACGAGAGAAUAUAAUUUUGCUUCAUAUUUUUAAUUAAUUUAUAUAACGCAUCCAACUUUUUGAUCUGUAUAUUAUGCAUGUCACCAAGCUACAGCCACACUUUCUACAGAACAUAGCGCCACCUUUGUGAGUAUAAGCUUUUAUUAUACUGAACGCUUUUUUUAUCUUUGCAUUUCCAUUCGAACAAAUUUUUCUCAUUCUUCAUCCUAUUCUUAAAUUUUUUUUCACACAAAACACGUCGAUAAUUUCAUUAUUUUGGUUUGUAGUUAAAACCCUGUUUAUAAGUGUACAUACGAAAAUGUGAUUAUUUUUUCUAUGAAA